UCACGCUGGCUUUAACCGUUAGAAUUCCGCGUGUUUCAAGAAAUUUGCAAGUUUUGCGCAGCAGCCGCAAAAGAAAAAUUAAUUUUUGCGAAAAGUGUAGUGAAUAUUUCCUAAUAAAAAAUGUAUACAGCUGUCAAGCCGUUGUCGAAGUACUUGCAACUGAAGUCGGUGCGCAUUUACGACGGCAUUUUCACACUGCACGCCAAAUGCACUUGUGCCAUUUUGUUGGCUUUCACUUUUCUGCUCUCAUCGAAGCAAUACUUUGGUGAUCCUGUGGUCUGCAUAUCUGGCAUACCACAAAAAGACUUCGUUGUAUCGCAUUGCUGGACCAUGGGCAUGUAUAUCAUGGACUACGACGACGGUCCAUCCGUAGCAAAUCUGACCAAAGAAAUCCAAUAUGGCUACAGCAGGCAGUAUUACAAUCAGUCACUGGAGAAAAAUUUGCUAAACAAUGUGCUGGGAUUGAAGAAUGAAAACGGACGUGAACGCAUCUUUCUACGCUACUAUCAGUGGGUUGUGCCCGUAUUGCUGCUGCAGUCGUUCAUUUUCUACCUACCGGCAUUUCUCUGGAAGAAAUGGGAGGGCGGACGACUCAAGAAUCUCUGUGCCAAUCUCGAGGAUACACUGACUCUGACGGAGAAAACAAACAAGCAUCUAAGCCGCUUGGCUUUUUACUUCUCUCAGGAUCACAAGGAAUCCCACUUGCACUACUUUGUCUGCUACACCUUCUGUGAAGUUCUGAAUUUCAUCAUUAGCAUUUGCAACAUAAAGCUGCUGAAUGUGUUUCUGGUCGACUUCUGGUCACAUUACAUCAAGGCCGUGGCUGCUGUGCCCGCCUACAACUGGGAUGAAUGGAAUCGCAUCACCACACGCAUCUUUCCCAAGAUUGCCAAGUGUCAGAUCCUGAAGUUUGGCGGCAGCGGAAGCUUAGAGUACCAUGAUAAUCUCUGUCUGUUGCCGCUAAACACAUUGAACGAGAAGAUAUUUGUCUUCUUGUGGUUUUGGUUCAUUUUGAUGGCUUUUCUGGCUGCUCUCAAGCUCAUCUAUCGCUCCGUCUACAUCUGCAAUCGUGGUCUACGUCUCCAAGUGCUGCGCGCCCAAACUCGUUUCAUGUCGAAGGCCACUAUUUGGCAUGCUGUGAGCGGCUUUAGCUGCGGCGAUUGGUUCUUCCUGAUGCGCGUGAGCAGUAAUAUCAGUCCAGAGCAUUUCGGUCAGUUGAUGCGCAUGGUGUGCGGCAAGCGUUCUGGCAUUGAAAAGUCUGGCUCGCAUAACAUUGACACCUCUUGAAUUAGUUAUUGGACUCUCAACUCUAGACGUAAUCACAAGCUGUCCUUAUAGAAGGUAAACCUUCUUUAUUACUAUUUACUUAAGGUACUGAACUCCCGUAUUUUUUGUUUUGUAAGUCUUUCGAUAUGACAUUAUUAUCGAAUUCCACUCUUAACUUUACUUGAAAUUGAAAACAGAACGAAGUCAACAAGGAAUAAAUUACUUUUCUUUUCAAUGAACACUUGAAAUUUAAUCUAGGCUAUCGUUUGUUUCGAUAGUAAUAUAAUUUACAUAUAUGAAGAUAUCAAUUCCCUAACUUUAAAUUAAAUUGAAAAAACAUACAUUAUUUUUCAAAACUAUUAUCACCAAUUUUUG
This is a messenger RNA of Drosophila albomicans, 1641 nucleotides long. RefSeq names its product innexin inx5 (gene zpg). Bases 121 to 1287 code for a protein of 388 amino acids. Gene Ontology annotation, cellular component: plasma membrane; gap junction. Lineage: Eukaryota; Metazoa; Arthropoda; Insecta; Diptera; Drosophilidae. Gene Ontology annotation, biological process: phototransduction. The record is from RefSeq and is a predicted model, not a curated record. Gene Ontology annotation, molecular function: gap junction channel activity. The transcript has 2 exons.